UCAUUUCUAGUGAGAAGUCCAUCUCCACCUGUGGCUCUUAAGGAGCGUGAGAAGCUUAAUCUCAUGGCCUUCCCUCCUAAGCUGGUGGUGGAGCAGUUUACCAUGAUGGAUGCGGAGCUCUUCCAGAAGGUGGUGUCCUCUCCGUGUCUGGGCUCCACCUGGGGCAAGAGGAACAAGCCCGGCAAUGAGCACCAGACACCCAACUUCCAGGCCACCGUCGACCACGUCAGAAGGGUGGCCAGCUUCGUCAUCAUCCCCUGCCUCGGGGACCCGAGCAAGACAGCCCAGGACAGGGUGAGGGUGGUGGAGCGCUGGAUCCAGGUGGCCCAGGUGUGCUGUGGGAGGCCCAGUGGAGCCCCUCUCUGAAGCCUUGGGAACUGCCUCUCCACAUUUAUCAGCUCCCAGGAUUGCAGUGUGUGGUCUAAGCCCCUGCACAGUCCCUAGGACCUUCCUGCCAGG
This is a messenger RNA of Diceros bicornis minor, 459 nucleotides long. RefSeq names its product ral-GDS-related protein-like. Lineage: Eukaryota; Metazoa; Chordata; Mammalia; Perissodactyla; Rhinocerotidae. Bases 64 to 366 code for a protein of 100 amino acids. The record is from RefSeq and is a predicted model, not a curated record. Gene Ontology annotation, cellular component: plasma membrane. The transcript is spliced from 2 exons. Gene Ontology annotation, biological process: positive regulation of GTPase activity; Ras protein signal transduction. Gene Ontology annotation, molecular function: guanyl-nucleotide exchange factor activity.